AUGACAAUCCGCAACGACUAUACAUUUAUCCCUCAUCCUGGUAAUGGGAAUUAUGAACCACUAGGGUGGUGGAAACGGAGAGGUGGCCAACCCUUGGCUUGGCAGACGGGUAUGAAGGAGAUUACGAAACGUUCGGGUACUGUCGACUCUGCUCGCCUUCCAGAAAAGAGAUCGCGUGAUCCUCAUUGCACCUGUUUGGAGACGCUGCAAGAUAUGGUUGCCAGUGGCGUUCUUGUUGUCCGUUUCUAUCCAAGUUGCCUGAAUGGGUGUCUGGAGUUGUAG
Opisthorchis viverrini is the source of this 282-nucleotide messenger RNA. RefSeq lists its product as hypothetical. NCBI's taxonomy places the organism in Eukaryota, Metazoa, Platyhelminthes, Trematoda, Opisthorchiida, Opisthorchiidae. The record is from RefSeq and is a predicted model, not a curated record. Bases 1 to 282 code for a protein of 93 amino acids. The transcript has 2 exons.